AUGAUGGCGCCGUCAAGACAUCCGUUUCAACCUAGCCAAAGGAAGGUCUCGGUUCUUGUAUUUCAUUUCUUCAUCCUACUAGGCCGGCCAUUGAUUCCAUAUGUGACUGCCAUUCCAACUCUUUCCUUCAAGACUACAGAUGAUAUUGGAACGCGGAAGACAUUCGACACAGUGAACGACCCGUUUAAACCGCUGACGUCCUUGGUCAAACCUCACACAACCCUGCAUCGAAUAUUGAAUGAAGACAAUGACGACAGCUCUGCAUCCAUUGUCCUUGUUGACUCCGAUGGAGAAGAAUAUGAACCAUACGCAAUGGCAUGGCGUUACCUUGGCAUGUAUAUGGAUUGCGAUGUACAAGACUCCAACGCGUACUACGGAUGGACCGACAACAGUAAAGGCGGCGACGACGAUUCCUGGGACGAUGAUAUGGACAUUGAAGACAUGGCCAACUGGUAUCGAAGAAGACGGCAUCUCAGCGGUUCACAGGACUCUGGUGACGACUGUACACGCAAAGUUCUGUGGGCUGCUUACGUAGACCCUCGUUACAAGGGUGGUUCAAUUGGAGAAUACCAGUUCUUCAACUUCUCCAGUGGUGACUACAGUCGAGAAUUUUGCAAGACACGUCGUUGCGUACGAAUGGAUUGCCACGAGCCCAAUACUCACUUCAAGCUUGUUGGGGUCUAUAAGGAAGCAGAUGGGUUUGUAGAUUGGGCGGAGCAGUUGUUCAAGCAUCAAGGGUAUUGUCUUUGGUCGGAAAACGACUACGAGUGGAUGGAAAGCUACCGAGAGUUCUGGCCUACCUAUUGCCGCCAGUUGUACUACUCUGGCUACAAUGGUGAAACCCUUUACAUGGAUCUGAGGCCUCAGGCAGAGGGGGAUAUCACAAUUGGCAUCUUCGAGGACGAACUUUGCGUUACAAACUCGUCUUACACCUUUGCGGAUUACAUCCAGAUGUACUACAACUAUUAUGGUUACUACGACAAGGGAUAUGAGGUUUCGCAGACAUGGCAAUACGCUAUUAACACGUGGAAUUCAUACAUGGAUGUCUACAAAGUUUGUCAACCUUGCCGUGCCUACAAUCUGAACGUGAAUUUCUGGAGUGACGGGGAUGAUGAUGACUCAAAAAGCGGAAGCGGAAGCGGCGACGGUCGCCGCUUCUUAGACGAAAACGAUGGUGAAGGGGACGCUGAGCAAUGGGGAUAUGACUGCUACGACGAUGCAGGUUAUACAAAUUGCAAUCAGUGUUACAAGUUUGAGGCAAAGACGGACAUGGAGGUUGCUACUGCCAAGGAUCUGGAACGAGCCUCGAAGCAGGGCACCAUAUUAGAAAUCCGCGUCAAUGGCACAACCUAUGGUCACGGUGGCUUCCGUGGGCCGCUCAAGAUUACAACACCAGAAGUGUGGAUGAAGAUAUUUGCUGCGUCGGCUUCUCUCGCUGUGGCAAUGUCAUUUCUCUAUCUAUACUACGCUACACCAUACCGUCAUUCGGCGACUAGAUGGCUUGGAACUGCACUCUAUUGGGUCAAAGAUAAAUGGUCCAAUUGGAGGCAAAAGAGAAAGCAUGCUGGAGACAAUUAUCAUCUUGAAGAUGGUGUGCCACAGAAACCAGAACGCUACGUACCCCCCUCCGAAAGCAACAAGGACCAGUCCGGACAGGAUUCUGCUCUGGAUGAAAGCAUCGACACCUUUGCAACUGCCCCAAUGGACAAGGACGAUGAUGGUUCUCGCUAUGCAGAUAGUUUACAGACCAUGACAACUGCGACCGAAGAGCCGAGUCCAGAUCGAAGCAGCUCUUCAGGGCAACGCUUGCCACCAGUUGACAUGUUGGAUGACACCCACAGUAGUUCCACCGGGGCUUCUUCUGGCGUUCCUUUCUCAGUUGACUCAAUGAAAC
Molecule: messenger RNA, 1894 nt
Organism: Seminavis robusta
Lineage: Eukaryota; Bacillariophyta; Bacillariophyceae; Naviculales; Naviculaceae
Source: the annotation of a GenBank genome assembly